Papaver somniferum (opium poppy) is the source of this 2308-nucleotide messenger RNA. RefSeq lists its product as uncharacterized. The record is from RefSeq and is a predicted model, not a curated record. Bases 366 to 1958 code for a protein of 530 amino acids. Gene Ontology annotation, molecular function: glycosyltransferase activity. The transcript has 3 exons. Lineage: Eukaryota; Viridiplantae; Streptophyta; Magnoliopsida; Ranunculales; Papaveraceae.
GUAAGCUAAGCAUCCUCCUAUAAGGAAGAAGAGUCUUCUAUUCAAAUCAGAUUGUUAUGUCAUUUCCUUUACACUUUCACUCAUUUCCUUGUUCAGCAAAGGAGGCCUCGCCCAACUCUCUCUUAAAUCUUCUCUUCUCCAUCUUAACACGCUUUCUUUGACCAUACACCAAUCUCCAGCAAAACCCACAGCUUUGACAGCCUCUCUUUCUCUAUACAAACAGAGAGUUACAACAGGACUCUUUCUCAUAACUCACCCUACUUAUUCUCCUCAUCACACUUCUAAUUAAGCUUCUCUCUGUUUCCAUUUCUCUUCUUCUCUAUCACUCUUUCUCUGUUCAUAAAGAGAACUUAAAAGAAACAAAGAUGGUUAGAUACCAACGUUAUCAUCAACUUAAGAAACCUAGUUUACUAAUCAAACAGCAACAACAGCAAGGAGAUGAAGAUUCACAGACCCUUAUCUUUGAAUUCGGAAAUAACAACUAUUUCUACUGUAAAAAACCCAAAUUUGUGUUUCUAUUCCUUUUAGUUCUUCUAUCUUGUUGCUUGGUCUUUGCACCUCAUCUCUUCACUCUCUAUACUUUUGCAGUAGGAAAUGAUGGUUACUUCUUUGAUACAACAAGAGAUUAUGUUCCUAUUUGUGCUUCGAUUACACCUGGUAAUAUAUGCUGUGAUAGAAGUAGUAUUCGUUCAGAUGUUUGUUUCAUGAAAGGGGAUAUAAGAACUCACUCUAUUUCAAAAUCAAUAUAUCUCUACUCAUCCAAAAACAUCAGUAAUGGAAGAAAACUACAGAAACAAAAAGGUGAACUAAUCAUACAACAUGAAAAGAUCAAACCCUAUACUAGAAAAUGGGAGAAGAACACAAUGGAAAGAAUUGAUGAAUUAGACUUAUUUGCUGUAAAGAAAUCCAAGAAGAAUAAAGCAGAUUCAAAUCCAUGUCAAGUUAAACACUCGGUUCCAGCUGUUUUCUUUUCUAAUGGAGGUUUAACUGGAAAUGUUUACCAUGAGUUCAAUGAUGGGAUUCUUCCUUUAUUCAUCACUUCACAACACUUGAAGAAGCAAGUUGUUUUCGUUAUUGUGGAAUAUCAUGAGUGGUGGUUUACAAAGUAUGAGAAUAUUCUAUCUCAGCUUACUGAUUAUCCAGUGAUUGAUUACUUUGCUGAUAAUAGAACGCAUUGUUUCCCCGAGGCUAUUGUUGGUCUUCAAAUUCACGAUGAACUUGCAGUGGAUAGUUCAUUGAUGCAGGGGAAGAAUACGUCAAUUCGAGAUUUUCGCGAGCUUCUUGAUCGGGCGUACUGGCCUAGAAUCAGCGGGUUGUUAGAUGAGGAAGAAGCUGAAUUGAAGGCAAACAUGUCUUCAUUACCUCCGUGGAUGGCUUCUUUGAGAGAAGAAGAAGAAGAAAUAAAGCAAGCAGAUUUAAAGACAAAGCCGAAACUAGUGAUAAUAUCUAGAAAUGGUUCGAGGUCGAUAAACAAUGAAGAAGAUAUGGUGGAAUUAGCUGAAGCUAUUGGCUUUCAGGUAGAAGUGCUGUAUCCAAAUCCAAGGACAGAGUUAGCCAAGAUAUAUCGAGUACUCAAUUCCAGUGAUGUCAUGAUUGGUGUUCAUGGAGCUGCAAUGACACAUUUCAUGUUCAUGAAACCAGGUUCUGUAUUUAUCCAAGUUAUCCCUCUUGGAACAGAUUGGGCUGCAGAAACUUACUACGGUGAUCCAUCCAUUAAACUUGGACUCGAGUACAUCCCCUACAAAAUCCUACCAAAAGAAAGCUCUUUGUAUGGUAAAUACAGCGAAGACGAUCCAGUCCUUGCUGAUCCCGAUAGUGUUAAUGCUAAAGGAUGGGAGUAUACUAAAAAGAUCUAUUUAGACGGGCAGAGUGUGGAUUUGAAUCUUCGACGAUUCCGUAAACGAUUGGUUCGUGCUUACGGGUAUAUGCAACGGAGAAAACGGCAUGGUGCACACUAAGAGGUAAACCAGCACCAGUUCCCAAGUAAAGCUGCAGAGUGUGGAUUUGCAUCUUCGGCAGUUUCGUAUAGCUCAAGCUUACAAGCAUAUCAUUGAGAAAACUGCAAGGUCCAUACUAGUGGAGGUAAACCAACAGGCAUGCAAAAUUGUCCAAGUACAGCUUCUACUUGAGUGUAACUUUGGAUUCAUUGCUUGAAUUUAUGUAUACAGGAAAGCAAAAUGUAUGUAGAUAUAUGUAUUUUUAUGUUUUUUUGGUGUACAAAAAGUAGAAGAAACUUAAAAAAGGAUGUUGAUUUUUUUUCUUUGGUUAACUUUUAAAUGGAACAAAUACUUAAUUUUUUAUUUAUUUA